CCUACACUUAGGCCUAAACCACGGUGCAGCAGCAGCAGCAGCUCUCGGGGCAGGGCAGAGGAGGCUGGUCUCCCUGUGAUUUCUCUCCCACUGCUUCUUUCCUUUCUUCUAUCAUUAACUCUCUGCAAAGUAACCCCAGAACAUCUCCCAGAUCUCCAGGAACCGAGGAGAACAAAGCCAGUCGUCACCAUGUCGUCGGUGCUUCCUCACCUUACCUGCGUCUUCCUCCUGGCCCUCUGGGGCUGGAGCUGCUCCAGCAUGGCCUUCCCCUUCAACAUGUCCAUGGACGGAAGCGGGGAUGAGCCAGAGCUGAUCUUCCCCACGUCCCGCAGCACCUACGUCCCACCUCCACUAUCAGCAUCCCCUUCUCCUCCGCCCAGCAUCACCACCACCUUCAUCCGCCUCAAGGACUUCCUGUUCAACCGCGUGGUGGACUUCUUACGGGACAACCUGCUCCUGAUCACUGUGGUGAUGUCUCUGCUGGUGGUCUUAAUCUUUAUCGUGUGCUGCGCCUCAGCCAUGAGUCACAAGCGUAAGCUGGAGGCCUACUACCCGCCCAAGAAGUACGUACCCCGGAAGUACAUGGCGGGACAAGGGCCAGACCGGCCCCAGCAGCAGCAACAGCAACAAGGCCAGUCCCAGCACAAACCCCAGACCACCACCAACUACCACCGCACCCCAUCCAAGGCCCUGGUGGGUGAGAAGGAGGGUAAAGACCCCAGACCCAAGCCGCAGGAGGUGCAGAAACAAGUGGAGGAGGUGGAGGAAGUGGAGGUUCCGAAGGUAGUGGAGAAGAAGAAGGUGGACGAGCUCAAGCCCAGUACUUCUACUGCAGGAAACGGCCAGGUGAUGGUGUGCACAUGCCACCUGAAGAAAGCCCACUGAGGGGGAGCCCAAGUGGCUGAGGAACAACUUCUGGAAUCGUUUGGAUUUGCUGGGAAUUACACCUUGGAUUUGGACUUGUUUCCAAGUUCAGAUGUUUCUGUUGCUCUGGGAAACACUCCCAGAAUUUCCUGUGUUCGAGUCACCACUUAUACAGCAUUGUAGCAAACUACUUAUUGAAGGUUGCAAGUGAAUUUCUGCACAUUCAUUACCAGUUAAAACAGUUAAAUUCCAGAAUGCACUAAUUGAAAAUCUAAUUUACCAAUACUUUAUUCACAAUAGAUCAUAAAACACACAUCAGAUGUUACAAAAGAGACAUUUUACCAUUUCCUAACUCAAAAUAUUAACUCUUUUAGAACUUAAUGGCAGCAACAGGUCUUUAAGAAGUUGGAAUAAGGCAACACAAGGCUGGAAAAGUAAGUGGUGCUCAUAAAAAUAGUUGUAAUAUGAGGAAUAUAAAAAGAGAAUUUCUCUCAGAAGCAAAGAAGGGCAGAGAUUCACUAAUUGUUUAUUAAAACAUUUCAGAAUUAUUUUUUUCUGAAAAUGUGUUCCUUGUCAAGACUUCAGAGAAUCUAGAGAAGUUCCUGUGUGUAAGGAACUGGAUAUUAGAUGCUGGUGAUCUUUCCUCAGGUGGCUCUGCAUUAAUAACAGGCUGUACUGAUUCAGUACUGGAAAUCACUGGAUGAGCUGUAAUUCUCUAAUGCAAGCUGAAUCAUCCAGAGAAGAAGGUAUAUGUCAACACCAAUCAGAAAGGCAUUAUUAAUUUAGAAAACAACACGAUUUUUCAUUAAUCAUUUGUUAAUAUUAUGUGAUUUGGCAGUUUUGGCAGAUUGGUGGAACUCGUAGCUUUAUAAAGGGAAACGGAUGCGUUUGUUAGCAGCUCAUAUGU
Astyanax mexicanus (Mexican tetra) is the source of this 1771-nucleotide messenger RNA. RefSeq names its product transmembrane protein 119a (gene tmem119a). The transcript has 2 exons. Gene Ontology annotation, biological process: positive regulation of bone mineralization; positive regulation of osteoblast differentiation; positive regulation of osteoblast proliferation. The record is from RefSeq and is a predicted model, not a curated record. Gene Ontology annotation, cellular component: plasma membrane. NCBI's taxonomy places the organism in Eukaryota, Metazoa, Chordata, Actinopteri, Characiformes, Acestrorhamphidae. The coding region runs from base 190 to 885 and encodes 231 amino acids.